GCUAGAUGUAUGUACUUAUGAUUACGUUGGUUCAUCGUGUACGUAAGCUAAAUACCUAUCGAUGAUAUUUAUCGGUGACUUCUUAUUACGCCAACAACUUGUUUCGUCAACGUGUGCCAAGAACAGAUGUCUCUUCAAACUGCAAAUGACCCCCGUAUCUAAAAAUCAAAAGAAGAACUAGGUCUUCUCAGCCGCAGUAGUACUGUGGCUAGAUUUUUGUGCACAACACACAAAUCUUCGUGUCGUUUAAAUAUAUCAUAUCUCGUUAUCUUGUCAAUCAGUCCUAGAUUAAGAUUUCUUGGAGGACAACAAAGCCUGUUAGGCAAAACGUAACAAACGGGCGUUCAUCUGCUUCUUCCCUGAUAGAUGAGUGUAUCCCUACAUAAUAAUCUUAUGUAGCAUGUUCCAUUAUUUCGAUGUAACUGUGUAUGUGCCGGUGAACGUCGCGCUGGAACUCGUGCGAGCUGGCUGACCCGGAUCGGUUUGACUGCACCAAUUACUGAAGACAAACCACAUGCUGGUCUGCCGCAUCUUCGAAAUGUUAUAUAGGAAUAGGAAAUAGAAACGAAAUAGGAAAUAAAAACAAGGAACUCAGAAGCAUCUCGUUAUUAGUCGUUAGGAUCAGUGACUAGACGAUAAGUUCUAGCUUACAUGACAACAUUGUGACGGAUGCUCGCGAAGAUGAUUAUCAUAUUCACUACGGUUAACUGUGUGGACUAUAAGAUGUAGGCACAAUGACGGUGUUGUUGCAGGACAGGAUAAAUAAAAAUAAGGAAUACAUUAAAAAUUCAUUAAGUUGACAUGUUUCAUGCAAAUAAAGCUAUGUUCUCGACCGAAUUGCCGAAGGCCGCAGCCUUUCGAGAAUGUUGGGCCCGUUUUCAUUAGAAUAUAUCGUCUAUUCUGUCACAGUAAAAUACGGAGUUGACAGCGGUAAACAGUGAAGUGUUAGAUUAGCAAGGCUGCUUUGCCCAAGGCUAACUUCCAGUUUUCGAUAAACCUGUUUUAUAUGCCUGACUUACAAUGGUAACCAACUUCAGUGAUUUCCGAUUCGUACGUGUAUCGCGGAAUUGGGGAACUUUUCGAGUUUUAAACGCGCUAAGAUUCUAUUACACUAAGAGUAUCGGCCUACGACAAAUGAUGUUUUUACGGGAUCUGCCCGACAAUCUAAACCCGGGCCGUAUACCUUUGAAGCCAUUAGGAUUCUCGAACCGUGUCCUGAGUUCCUGCGAUGCAUGUGGAGAGUCCUCGGCACGAAGAAUCAUCGGGUCGUGUGGUCACUCGUUUUGCUUUGCGUGCUGCAUAUCUCAUAGAAAUUCAGAUGGGGUUCUUAAAUUCCAGUGUUCCAAGUGUAAAAAAAUUCGGACCGGCGAAAAGAACGAAAUAACUGAAAACGUCCUAAGCGACAUGCGUUUCAUGUGCUCGUGUGGCCUAGAAGGUACACUGGUGGAAAUUAAGAAGCAUCUCUGGAAGGAUGAUGUCGACCAUCAAUCCACUAGAAUAAUCGAAUUUCCGUUAAAAUCGGAAAGUCAUCAAGAUAUAAUCAGAGUGCUAAGUGAAAAGCUGGAAUCCUUUAAAGCAUCCAUAACUGCAGAGAAGGAGUCGAGAAAAGCGUAUUUUUGGUUCGAUCUAAAGGACAUAGUGGAACAAAUCGGCGGAGAAGAGAAAAAUAUAAUUGGACCCUAUAUUAAUUGGCGUCUAGGAGGGUAUCCCUGUGAAUUUAGUAUGGAUGUUGAACUAAUUGACAAUAGCUUCUUUCUUGGUGCGUUUCUGAGGAUUCACCGCGACCAAACGGGCUACGAAAGCUGGCCAGUAAAAAAAGAAAUUAUUUUUGAGCUAUUCGAUAACCAAGGAAGGUCUGUGAAAAAGAACCAAACGGCCACUUAUCGUGCGGGCAAACCCAUAUGGGAUGGAUUUGCAGGCCCUUUAAGCGAUCGUCAACGUUGGGGCGUACGGAAAUUUUAUGAAAUAACUAGCACUAGUGCUUUUGAGCAAGAUAUGCUUCACGACGGAGCGGUCUGCCUUUGUGUAGAAUUUUUACCGUUAUUUUAAAUAUAUGCAUGUGUUCUUCAGUUGCUAUGAAUAGAAAAGCUCUUAAUUUUCAGUGCGUUCACCAAGAGUAAUUCCUUCAUUAUUUUCCGCGAAAA
Molecule: messenger RNA, 2144 nt
Organism: Varroa destructor (honeybee mite)
Lineage: Eukaryota; Metazoa; Arthropoda; Arachnida; Mesostigmata; Varroidae
Molecular function (GO): protein binding
Source: RefSeq, a predicted model, not a curated record